This is a messenger RNA of Sorex araneus (European shrew), 2814 nucleotides long. RefSeq names its product transmembrane channel like 5 (gene TMC5). The transcript has 20 exons. Lineage: Eukaryota; Metazoa; Chordata; Mammalia; Eulipotyphla; Soricidae. Bases 1 to 2814 code for a protein of 937 amino acids. The record is from RefSeq and is a predicted model, not a curated record. Gene Ontology annotation, molecular function: mechanosensitive monoatomic ion channel activity. Gene Ontology annotation, cellular component: plasma membrane.
AUGUCUGCCUACUACAGGAAUUACGGGUAUGAGGAUGAUCCAGAUGACCCAGACUAUUUGGGGUCUCAGAACCGAACCCAGGGGCGUUGGGAAACUCAGGCAUCUCCAGAUUCGCGGGGCCCUUGGACCAGUCCACGUGACCCCAGCCCCCGGAACAACCCCUACUCUGCAGGGGCCGGAAGUUCGCAGUAUCCCAGAGCUUUUGAAGAGCCAGAUUAUCCUGGGUCCCGGAGAGAUCCAUACUACUCAGAAGCGAGACACAACCCCGGUCUUGCAGACUCCCAAAGCCGUGGAAACUAUGUCCGUCCCAGAACAAAUUCAGAUUAUCCUCCCUCCUGGGGAGAACCAGAUUACCCUGGAGCUCAGGAAAUUUCUUCCAACCAUCCGGGCUCCCAGAGAAAUCCAGGACGUGCCGCUUCCAGCACGCAGCCCUCCCUCGGCUUUCUGUCAGAACCUGAUUAUCCUGGGGCUAAGAGUCAACCGAGGUCUCGGGACCUUUGGGGGGAACCGGACUAUGUCGGUGCUGAGGAUUAUCGGAAGUCUCCAGACUUCUGGGGGGAGCCUGACUACCCAGGCGCGGAUGGUUAUGACUUUGGCCCUUCUAAGACCCAGAAGACGACCAGGGAUUUGCCUAGGAGAACAUCUUCAGUCCAGCCCUCAUUUCAGCAUGGGGGUGCUAGCCCGAGGGGCAUCCCUGCGAGAGAACAUGAAGACCACCCUGAAAGCUUUGAAUUGAGCAAGAUGGCGACUCCAUCUGACCACUCUGGGCCAGGGGAUCCUGGAGCGGGCUUUGUCAACCUCGCGUAUGUUGGUGAAAUCAACCUGGGCGGCGUUUACGGAAUCGCACCUCUGUCUGGACGUGACUGGGACAAGUCACCUCAAGUCCAGAAGCUAAUCGCGACGCUGGCCCCCAUGACGCUGCGAGAGAGAAACAGAGCCAUCAGGAGUCAGCCGAGGACCAUGGAGGAGAAGAGAAUCCUGAGGAAGCUGGUGGACAGUGAGAAAAGUAAACGGCCCCGUCGACUGGAGCUGGGCUGCUGCACACAGUGCCUGAACUCCGUUUCCCAGGGGUACCGGAGAGCCAGGAACGGCCUGUCGGAGCUGCUCGGCGCCUUCCAGCUGUGGCAGAAGACGUUCAAGGUCAUCGGGGGCAAGUUCGGGACCAGCGUCCUGUCCUACUUCAACUUCCUGCGCUGGCUCUGGAAGUUCAACAUCUUCUCCUUCGUCAUGACCUUCAGCUUCCUCGUCAUCCCGCAGCUGACCGUGGCCGAGAAGAACACCCUCCCUUUCACGGGGCUCGAGUUCUUCACGGGCUCGGGUUAUUUUAACCACACGGUGAUGUACUAUGGCUUUUACACCAACUCCACCAUCCAGCGCGGGACGGGCCCCUCCUACAACAUGCAGCUGGCGUACAUCUUCACCAUCUCCGCCUGCCUGGUGGUCUGCUUUUUCACUCUGCUCUUCAGCAUGGCCAGGUAUUUCCGGAACAACUUCAUCAACCCCCACAUUUACUCUAGUGGGAUUGCAAAACUGAUUUUUUGCUGGGACUUCACCAUCACACACGAGAAAGCAGUAAAGCUGAAGCAAAAGAACCUUAGCACGGAGAUAAGGGAGAACCUGUCGGAAAUGCGCCAGGAGCGGGUCAAGCUGACGGCCAGGCAGAGGCUCCUCCGCCUGUCUGCCCACCUGGCGGCCUGGCUGGUGUCCACGGGAGUGGCCGCUGCUUGCUGCGCGGCCGUUUAUUACCUGGCGGAGAACAACACAGAGUUCCUGAGGAGCCACCGGAACCCUGGGGCGGUGCUGCUCCUGCCCUUCGUGGUCUCCUGCAUCAACCUGGCCGUGCCGCGCCUCUACUCCCUGUUCAGGCUGGUGGAGCGCUACGAGCUGCCGAGGCACGAGGUCUACAGCCUCCUGAUCCGGAACAUCUUUCUGAAGAUGUCAAUCAUUGGGAUUCUGUGUUACUAUUGGCUCAACGUCGUGGCCCAGUCUGGACAGGAGUGUUGGGAAACCCUCAUCGGCCAGGAAAUCUACCGGCUCCUUCUGAUGGACUUUGUGUUCUCCGUCGCGGAUUCCCUCCUGGGAGAGUUCCUGAGACGACUCAUCGGGACGUACCUUGUGAGCCUGGGCUCGCAGGAGUUUGACAUCGCGAGGAACGUUCUGGAACUGAUCUAUGAGCAGACUCUGGUCUGGGCGGGAACCUUCUUCUGCCCUCUGCUGCCCUUCAUCCAAAUGAUCAACCUUUUCAUCAUGUUUUACGUCAAAAACGUCAGCCUGAGGAUGAACUUCCAGCCGCCCAGCAAGGCCUGGCGGGCCUCGCAGAUGGUCACCUUCUUCAUCCUGCUGCUCUUCUUCCCGGCCUUCUCCGGCGUCCUCUGCACCAUGGCCAUCACCAUCUGGAGGCUGACGCCUUCGGCGAACUGCGGCCCGUUCCGGGGCCUGCCGUCCUUCAUCCACUCCAUCUACAGCUGGAUCGAGACCCUGAGCCUCCGGCCCAGUGCCCUGUGGGUGGUCUGGGUGUACCGCAACCUCAUCGGCAGCGUGCACUUCUUCUUCAUCCUCACCCUCAUUGUGCUAAUCAUCACCUACCUCUACUGGCAGAUCACGGAGGGCAGGAAGGUCAUGAUCAGGCUCCUCCAUGAGCAGAUCAUCAAUGAGGGCAAAGACAAAAUGUUCCUGAUUGAGAAGUUAGCCAAGCUGCAGGGUGCAGAGAGGAGAGCUGACGCCAGCCCGGGUCUGGCGGGGAGAGACGCGGAGCCACAGAGUCCCAGGCACGUGGGGGAGCGCGAGGAUGCCUACGGUGAGUCACCCCGUUAG